GAUUCUUUGCCUAGUGCUGUUAAAUCUCUUUUGUAGGACUUCAAGGAUGUGUUUCCAAAUGAUGUUCCUAAUGGUCUACCACCAAUAAGAGGAAUCGAGCAUCAAAUUGACUUCAUUCCUGACGCAACAAUUCCAAACCGACCAGCAUAUCGAAGCAAUCCCAAUGAGAUGAAAGAACUUCAAAGGUAGGUUGAAGAACUCAUGAAAAAGGGACAUGUGAGAGAAAGCAUGAGUCCAUGUGCAGUUCUAGUGCUGCUUGUGCUUAAGAAGGAUGGGACUUGGCGUAUGGGCAUUGAUUGUUGCGCUGUCAACAAAAUCACUGUAAAGUAUCGUCACCCUAUUCCUAGAUUAGAUGACAUGUUAGAUGAACUGCAUGCUAAUGAAAUUGCAAUAGACAAAGAAAAGAUUAAGGCUAUUGAAGAAUGGCCAACACCUAAGAAUAUUUCUGAGGUGCGAAGUUUUCAUGGUUUGCCAAGUUUCUACCGAAGAUUCAUCAAGGACUUCAGCACAAUUGCAGCUCCAUUGACUGAAAUUGUGAAAAAAAGUGUUGGAUUUAAGUGGGAAAGUGAACAGGAGAAUGCUUUCAAUUUGAUUAAGGAGAAUUUAAUUUCUGCACCAUUACUUGCUUUACCUGAUUUUACUAAAACUUUUGAAAUUGAAUGUGAUGCAUCAGGUAUUGGCAUUGGUGCUGUUUUGAUGCAAGAGCGACGAACUGAGCAAUAUGCAAAUCAGGCCAACAAAGGGUGCAAAGAAGUUGUGUUUGAACCUGGAGAUUGGGUGCAUAUGCGAAAGGAGCGAUUCCCUGCACAAAGGCAUUCUAAGUUGCAACCAAGAGGCGAUGGAUCAUUUCAAGUGAUUGCAAGGAUAAACAACAAUGCAUACAAGUUGGAGCUUCCUGGUGAGUAUAAUGUUAGUACUACUUUUAAUGUUUCUGGUCUUUCUCCUUUUGAUGUAGGUGACGAUUUGAGGACAAAUCCUUUUGAGGAGAGAGGGAAUGAUGGGAUUCAAGAUGACCCCACAUGUACCACGUCAAGAGAUCCAUUACACAUUCCAGGAGGUCCAGUCACGAGAGCUAGAGCUAGGAAGAUGCGAGAAGCUUUAAAUGGCCUUAUUGAGCAGAUCUGGGUUGAUAACAACAUGCAAGAAGUAAAUCGAGACUUGGAUGAUUAUCAAGGCAUGAUAAACAUCAUUCAGGUUCAAGAGAAGCUUAAUUGAGGGCUUGUAACCCUAAUUGGGGGGAAGGUAUUGAAUCUGAGAUUUUGAGAGACUUUUCUCUUUGGUUCGUUUCAAAACUUUACAGAACUUAUCAAUAUUAUUCUUGUGGUGUUCUAACCUGACUUAUCAUUCUCGUUCUUAAUUGUUCGAGGGUGUGCCGUCAACCAACUUUAUACCUCCGGUUCUUGUUGCGUCAUAGACAACGAGUUAAGGUUUUUACCUUUGGUUCUUGUUGCGACAUAAACAAUGGGUCAAGGUCCUAUUAUAAACCUAAUUUAUCUUU
Molecule: messenger RNA, 1498 nt
Organism: Rubroshorea leprosula
Lineage: Eukaryota; Viridiplantae; Streptophyta; Magnoliopsida; Malvales; Dipterocarpaceae
Source: the annotation of a GenBank genome assembly